AGCUUUCACCGAUACGAUGGCCACCGAGACCUCGGACGCGUUUGAGGGCGCCGGCAACAACAGCAUGUCUGGCGUCUUCACGCCGACGCCGGACUGCGUUGCCGCCGAGCAUCUCUCUGGCGCGCCUCUGCAGCCCAACAAUGUGUACUGGUCCAUGGACGGCAAGCUCGCCGUCGUCGUCCACGACGGCAUCAUGAUCUCGACCUUUGUCAACAAGGACCUCUGCCGCUACCUGCUGCAGCCGCCGUUUGUCUCGCGCACCAACAUUGCGCUCUCCAAGCGGCCAGCGAACACGCGGUAUCCACUGCCGCCACCCGCGUUUUCAGAGGCGACGCCGACUGCCGUCGAGGCGCCGGGCACGAUCAUGUACCGCAUCAUGAACUCGUUCGAAGCUGUCACGAGCGCCAACCCGCGCGAGCUCUCGAUGGCCAAGCCCGACGUCGACGUCUUCCUUCAAGCGUCGUGGGGCCCGCGCGGCUCGGCGCCCAAUGCAGCGUGUGCCCUUCUGGCCUUGACGACGGCGAAUCGCAUCUUGCUGCACUUUCCAUCGUCACUGAACCUGAACUGGGAAUGCUGCGCCGUGCUCUCGGACAUCGUGGCCGCGCACAUGGCCAAGGUCAUGCCCCGCUACGGCCCGCUGCCCGACGAUCCUUCCAUCCUCGUGCCGCUGCCACGCGCCCCCAAGCGGCGCAAGGCCGAACUUUCGUACGCCGAGCAGUGCGACUUUAUGGCAACGACGUGUUUCGCAUGGUCGUCGACGUCGCUGCUUGCGAUCUGCGGUCGCCGGCUCACAACGAUCUGGCACUUUGAUCUGCUCCGGUCCGGCUACCUCGAGAAGACGCCCCGGGUCGAGGUCGACACGGGCGUUCAUGGGUGGCCCACGAGCGCAUCGUGGUCGUCCGAUGGCGAGACAUUGUAUGUGGCGACCGCCAGCAGUCACAUCUUGUCCAUUGUUGUGGCCGAUGGAUCGCUCCGCCGCGUCUGGACUGUCCCGCGGCCCGCACCAAUUGUGAGUAUCGCUGUGGGCGCCAACCAUGUGUUUGCAGCGUUCGGCGGCACGCUCUCGGCGUGGUCCAUUGCUGGCGAGAACGACCAAGUGCCGGUCGUGUGGCCUGCCCACGACGGAACCAUCUCGGUCCUCGCCGUGCAAGCCCGCGACAACACGCUCUUCUCGUGCGCGAUUGACGGUGCGGUCAAGGCAUGGCAUCCCGAUGGCUCGCCGGCCGUGGCUCCGAACCUGCCGACCAAAGGGUACCCCGUGUACGGUCUCAGCAUCUCGCCAAAUGACGCCCAAAUCUCGUGCACGUACAUUGUGCCGCCGGCCGCGCGCCCGUGCCGGACGACCCAAGCGGACACGACGUACAGUCGCGUGAGUGGCGGCCUCGAGCACUUUGCCACGCCGCUCGCCAAGGACGCGCCGACGCUGGCCGAGACGCUGCGAACCGCGCUCGCUGCGACGCCGGCGCGCCUCGAUUCGCUCUUUGACGUACUCGCGCUCUGCUACCACGACUUGGUGGCGUGCACGGCCAAGGAGGCGGAGCUGCGGUCGCUUCACGCCGACACGACCGGCGUCCGGCCCAUGUAUCGACCGGUUGCAGACGCGCUCGCGUCCCAGUACACCCGGCUGGACCACAGCGACGCUUGGGCGGCCCCGACCCUUCUGCAAGCCGCGUACCAGAUCUGGAGCACGGUUCCGGCGUCGCAGAAAGAGUGCCCGGCGUGGGUCGUGCCGGUGAUUCUAGCGCACGCGGCCGAGCGACAUGUGCUGACGGCGUCGACAGCUGCGUCGCUCGACCCAGAUACGCACGUCGCCGCUCUCCUCAUGGCCGACUACCUCUGGCACCUCUCGACGCGCAACCCCGACGCCGCGCCCGUCUCGUUUGCGCUCAAGCCCAACACGCGCACGGCCCUGCGCCAACUCUACACGGCGUACGGCACGGUGGCCGACAUUGCGCGCCUGGACACGGGGGCGGGCGAGCUGCCUGUUCGCGAAGCGUGCGAGUUGUGCGCGGGGCCCGUGCCACUGACAGCGUCGAUUUUGGAACCGGUCUGCGCCAAGGGUCACGCCGCCGAGCGUAGUUUUCUGAGCUUUCGGCUCGUUUCGACCGCGUCCGUGUGGAAGUGCACCUUGUGCGGCAGCUUUGCCAACGUCGAGACGGCACCGACGUUCUACUCUGCGCAUUCGGGCGCCGACCCGCUGCACUGUACCGUCUGCGGCAGCUACUGCCACCUGCUCGCCUAUUGAGUAUAGUAAUACAUGUGUGCGAUUACAUCGA
Molecule: messenger RNA, 2276 nt
Organism: Saprolegnia parasitica CBS 223.65
Lineage: Eukaryota; Oomycota; Saprolegniomycetes; Saprolegniales; Saprolegniaceae
Exons: 4
Coding region: 17-2245 (742 amino acids)
Biological process (GO): transcription initiation at RNA polymerase III promoter
Cellular component (GO): transcription factor TFIIIC complex
Molecular function (GO): protein binding; histone acetyltransferase activity
Source: RefSeq, a predicted model, not a curated record